Exophiala oligosperma is the source of this 1707-nucleotide messenger RNA. RefSeq lists its product as uncharacterized. The record is from RefSeq and is a predicted model, not a curated record. The transcript has a single exon. Bases 1 to 1707 code for a protein of 568 amino acids. Gene Ontology annotation, molecular function: hydrolase activity. NCBI's taxonomy places the organism in Eukaryota, Fungi, Ascomycota, Eurotiomycetes, Chaetothyriales, Herpotrichiellaceae.
AUGGACAUUUCCCCUCGUGCAGCAACGCAAAUCCUCCUCACCCGACUACCUGUCCUGAUCGCCACGGUCAUCCUUGCAUGCUUCGGUCACUCGCCCAACGGUGAACAUCAAGAUCUUUUGACGGAGCUGAUCACGAUACUUGCUCGACCCAUUCUAGGAACCCCAGCAUCCCUCUCAAAUUCUCAGCGGGCGUUCAACCGAGACUAUGGUGUCUGGGGUAGAAUGUGGGUGAGCAAGUGGACGGUACAGGUACCAACGACAUCGACGAACAGAGACGGACAAGUAGCCACCGGAAAUGUGACCCACGGUAGAGACCUCGGCACAGGACAGCCUCUCAAGGAUAACUGUAAGGCCAAGUCCAUGACUCUGCCCGAAGCAGUGCACUUUGCCAUUCGUGAACUGGCAAACGAGAAAGACGACCGGUUGUGUCAAGAUGAGAUGCCACCUUUGAAGCCCGUCGAGGUGGAAUGGACGGCGUACCGGGCCAAAGCAUUCUUCCCCUUUUCACCCCGUCCAUCCACGUCCGAACACGACAUGUACCGUGCCAUGAUGGAUGAAAUAGGAAGCUCUGGUCCAACGAUCUUGUACUUGCACGGCGGGGCGCAUUGCUUGAUGGAUCCCGUGACGCAUCGGUGGUCGACGACGAGACUCGCCAAAGAAUCCGGUGGUCGUGUCCUUGCCGUGCGGUACAGACUCUCUCCACAACACAUGUUCCCAGCCUCCUUGUUGGAUGCGCUAUCGGUGUACAUGGCAUUGAUCUGUCCGCCCCCGGGAUCGUAUCACACGGCGGUGUCGGCGUCGCAGAUCGUCAUAGCAGGAGACUCUUCUGGCGCAGGACUGGCAGCCGCAUUGGUGCUUCUCCUGCAGACACUGUCCAACCACCGAGUCGCACCGAGAUGGUACUCCUCGACGGACACAAAUAUUCCGGAUCCAGUAUGUGCGGGUCUCGCCCUGGUCUCGCCCUGGUUGGACAUCACGCGGUGUUUACCGUCGACGGCCGCAAACGCUCGCUGGGACAUCAUCGCUCCUCCACCUGCUCCUGGAUUGAAUCCCACUCCGGCUUUUCCACCGGAUGACAUCUGGCCGGCGCAUCCGCCACGGGUCGAGACGUACUGCAAAGCCGCAAUGUGCGCGCAUCCACUCGUUUCGCCACUCGCCGCACAGUCCCAUCACUGGAAGGGUAUUCCUCCUGUUUACGUCUGCGUGGGAUGGGAAGGGAUGCAAGAUGAGGCAGAAGUCUUUGCGAGAAGGGUGAUUGAGGCCGAUCCGGAAAAUCAGGUGGUCAUCUUUGAUGGCUAUGAGGGUAUGCCUCACUGUUUCGCCAUGUUUCCUUGGAAUUGGGCUGGAACGACCGCGAUGAGGCGAUGGGCAGAGUUCUGCAGCGACGUUGUAAGAAGUGGUCCACGUUGGGUGUUGAGACCUGUUGCUUCCACGGGGACAUGGACUAGUAAUAGGAAACGGCAUGUACGACAGGUUCCGUUGAAAGACUUGGGAUUGAAAGAAGACAGGCCUGGGCGCUUAGAGAAUCAGUUAGACGACCUUCAUGUGAAUGAAAGACUUGCUGAAGCCAGACGGUGGCGAAUCGAGUUGGAUAACCAGAUGGCUGCCGAUCCAAAGCACCAUCCAGCGUUGAGAGGUUUGGAUUUGCCUUUAUCCCAUCAUGAGAAACAAAUAGAUGUCACGAUAGACACUUGGCGCGAUAGAUGA